GUAAUGCUGGCGUGAUAGAUACUAUGCUGGCAUAGAGUGUGUGAUGAAGUGCUUUUUUCUUUUGAGUUGCUUCUGGAUUUACCUUGGAACUUCAGUGGAUGCUCAGAAAAUACCCCUACACUUUGGAUAUAUUACUACUCUCACUGGUAGCUCAUUUAUAGGGGAUGGAGGCAUACCAGUUGUUGAUCUGGCAUUAAGACUUAUAAAUGAGAGGGAUGAUGUUCUUCAAAAUUAUACACUGAACUAUACAGAUGUAUUAGACUCAGAGUGCAAUCGCACUGUAUCACUUGAUCGGUUCUUUGAAUUAAUUAAUAGUGAUAUCACAUAUGUAUCACUAUUGGGUUGUGGGUGUUCUACAGCUACCAUACCAGUGGCAGAAAUCAGUCAUUACUGGAACAUACCACAACUAGCAGCAAUAGCUGGUGCAUUUGUUUUAAAUGAUCGAACCAGAUUUAGAAAUUUCUUUCGCACUCUUGUUUCAUUUCGCUAUGUUGGUGAUUCAUUGGGACAAUUAAUGAGAGAGUUUGGAUGGAAAAAGUUAUCAAUCAUAACACAAGAUGAGAGUUUAUUCAGAGCAGUGGCAAAUGAUCUUAAUGAUAUAUUUAAUAAUGAAAAAUGGGAAUUAGAUAGAUAUAAUGUCAUAUCAGAGCAAAGUGUACAUCCUUUCUUUGGCAGAAGUGAACUCCAGAGUUUUAGGAUAUUUUAUAUCAAUACAUACCAAGAUAUUGCGUAUCACAUAUUGUGUGAGGCGUAUCAUAGAGGUAUGACUGGUCCUGACUACUUGUGGAUUAUUCCAAUGUGGUACAAUGAUAACUGGUGGAUGUCAAGUAGUCCUUCAGCCUCUACUAAUUCUUCCUGUACUGAUGCUAUUAUGAUGGAAGUUAUAACAGGAACCAUAGGCUGGGUUCCUGAUGGAUAUUUGACACUUCGGAAUGAGUCACAAAUUACAUUUUCUGGUCUAACCUCAAGUACUUAUAAUGACAUGUAUGCCAGUUUACUUAACAAGUCUCAAUAUAAAAAUAUAACAGAGCUUGGAUUGUCUGGAGUUGUUUUUGAUGGAAUGUGGGCAAUAGCUAUUGGAUUAGAUAUAGCAUCAAAGAAAAUAUCAUCUGGUAAUGACAGUGGGUGUGAGAAUGUACCAGGAGAUCUAGUACCAUUGGAACAAUUUAACUACACCAACACAAAACUAGGCUGUAUUUUUAAACAAAGUUUCAGUGAAGUUGACUUUCUCGGAAUAACUGGUCAAAUAAGGUUUAAUGAAAAUGGUAGUAGAAAUGACAACGUUAUACUAUAUGAACAAUACAGAGUAUCAAAUGGAACACUAGCUAAAUUCAUAUUUGGUAGCAUAACUGUUCGUCCUCAGAGAAAUGUUUUUCAAUUUGCCAUUGGAGAAUCAAACAACACACUUUGGAGUAGUGGAAUUCCUCCUUAUGAUGGAUAUCCAGUUACCGGAAUUGAUCAAAACAGUAUUGUACUAGUUAUUAUUUAUGAUGUAGUGGCUGUUUUUGGACUAGUUUUUGCAACUGGCUGUUUUAUUUUCAAUAUCAUCUUUAGAAAAAAGAAAAUAGUAAAGUUAACCAGUCCUAAUUUGAAUCUCAUCAUAAUACUUGGAUCAGUAUUACUGUAUGUAUGUGUCUUCUUUUAUUCUUAUUCUUCAGCCAAUAAGACUGUAGAAGCAAUAUUCUGCAAUGUGCGUGUGUGGCUAUUUUCUUUGGGAUAUUGUCUUUGCUUUGGUGUUAUAUUAUCAAAAACAUGGAGGGUAUAUUAUAUCUUCAACCAUUCAAAACCAAAGAAAAAAGGAGUCAAAGAUUGGGUACUUUUACUUCUUGUAUUAUUUAUUGUUGCUAUUGACAUUGUUAUAAUUGUUGCUGGCUCUAUCAUUCCCCAAUCAAGACUCAUCAGCUUUGAAGAGGAAGAUGGUGAACAUUCUCAAAUAAUUAAUGAUGAGGAUAAAAUACAAAACAAUUUGAUUUUGGUUUGCAAUACUAGAGUUGGAAGUCUUAUUUGGCUAGGCCUUUCAUUUGGUUAUAAAGGUAUACUUCAAGUACUGGCUAUUUUCAUGGCAUUUCAUACUCGCCGUGUCAAAGUCAGAAUCCUCAAUGAAUCAAAAGAAAUUGCUGCAAUCAUUUACAUAAACAGCAUCAUACUAGUUCUGUUGACAGUGACUGAGUUUGCUCUUGCAACUCAUCAUAAUACCUAUUCAGCAUUGUUUGGACUUGGCCUAAUAAUUGAGGCAUCACUGUUCCUUGGAUUAAUUUUUAUUCCUAAGAUGAUUCGCUUGUAUCUAGAUCCUAAAGGAGAGAAGAUUUUUACACGAACAAAUGCUUCUUCUAAUUCUAACCAAUUAGUUCAAAAUGAUAAUAAAGAUUCGUCUGAAGAAAUUAUUACCAAUUUGCGACAAAGAAUAAAAGAAUUGGAGCAAAAAACUUUCAUUGAGCUAAAAAGUGAAGAUGAAAAUUGACUAGCAGACAAUUUUAUAUAAAACUAGUACAUUGUAAUAUGUAUCUAAAUUUAUUGUGCUACAUCAUACCGUUUAUUUAGUGUUUUAACAUUGUUGAAUUUUUGUAUUGUUGUUUGUAUGCAAUUUAGUUACAUUCAGUCAUAAGAUGACUAACUACUCA
Molecule: messenger RNA, 2621 nt
Organism: Amphimedon queenslandica
Lineage: Eukaryota; Metazoa; Porifera; Demospongiae; Haplosclerida; Niphatidae
Product: gamma-aminobutyric acid type B receptor subunit 2-like
Exons: 16
Coding region: 44-2461 (805 amino acids)
Biological process (GO): gamma-aminobutyric acid signaling pathway; G protein-coupled receptor signaling pathway
Cellular component (GO): membrane; G protein-coupled receptor heterodimeric complex
Molecular function (GO): G protein-coupled GABA receptor activity
Source: RefSeq, a predicted model, not a curated record